AUUAGCAAUAAUUUUUUUUAUUUCCGCCAUAUUCUUAUUUUGAUUUAUUAGAUUAAAAUUUAAUUGUUUUAAAGAUAUAUAUAUAUAUAUAUUUAUUUAUAUAUGUAUAUAUUCUAGUAAAUAGAGCAGAACUUAGUAUUUAUAAAAGUCUGUCUUUUAAAAAAUUUUAAUUACUUUAUUUAUAUUCAAAAGAACUUUUUUUUGAAUAAGUUGAAUAAAUUCACCUUCUAUUAUGAAUGAUUUCACAAAAGAACUGUUACUCGGCGCGGGAACUUUUGGAAAAGCUUGGUUAUGUACAAGGAAUUCUACUGGUCGCAAAUAUGUUUUAAAGCAGGUGGAUUGUAGUAGGUUGUGUGAAAAAAAACGUGAACAAGCAAUAACAGAAGUUAAAGCUAUGGCAAUUUGUAAAAAUAUCAACAUCGUGAGAUAUAAGCAAGCUUUCGUUGACAACUGCAACUUAUGCAUAAUUAUGGAAUACUGUACAGAAGGAGAUUUACAGCAGAAAAUUGAUAAUCAAAGAGGAAUUUUCUUUGAUAUCAACGAUAUAUUCCAUUGGUUUAUUCAAAUCACUUUGGCUAUUAAGUAUAUCCAUGAUAAGAAUAUUCUUCAUAGAGAUUUGAAAACACAUAAUAUAUUCCUUACUUCACAUAACGUUAUUAAAGUAGGAGAUUUUGGUAUAGCUAAAAUGCUUGAAAGUGAUCAAGAUUACGCCAUAACUGCUAUUGGUACACCAUACUUCCUUAGUCCAGAAAUUUGUCAAAAGCUACCGUAUAGAAAAUCCAGCGAUAUAUGGUCUUUAGGUUGCGUUCUCUUUAACAUUUGCUGUUUGAAACCUCCGUUUGAAGGUAAUAAUCUAUCGGGCCUUGUUAUGGCUAUAUUAAAAGGAGAAUAUGAACCAAUAUCCCCUUACUUUGGCCCUAUUUUGGAGGAUUUAAUAGCCGUUCUCCUGAACCAGGAUGCUGAAUUGAGACCGACAGCCUCGCAGAUUCUUUCCGUUUCAAAUUUGAGGCCAUAUUUGAAUUCAACGAUAAAGAAACUUAAUCUAUAUUGCUCAUCAAAUGUACCGGCAAGCCCUUUUUCACCGAUAGUGAAAAAUUCGCCUAGACUAAGCCAAAAAUCUGCUAAAUCUGUACCAUCUGCUAGAAUUAGACCAUAUGUUAAUGGUGAUUUAGAUUUCAAGGUGGACAAUGAAUCAUUUAUAAAAAAGCGUCGACUUUUAAGUGAAGAUAAAUUAAAAGAAUCGCCAGAAGUUGAUAGAAAGAACUUAAAACGCUUUAAGAAUUUUGACACGUUUCUUAUACCAAAGGAAAAGCUAGAAGAGGAGGCCCUCAAUUUAAUGAUAUCAACCGUUACUGUGAAUGAACAAACGGCUUUUACCAAUAAGAAGAUAAUUACAGAUUAUUUAACUCGACGACUUGGUAUUGACAUAUUAUAUCAAACAAAAGACGAUUUAAGAAAGCGAAUCGUUAAUGUCCAAAUGACAGCUGAUCGACUAAGCGAAGUUAAAUCUUCUAUUAAGAACACGAAACUAAACGACAAACUAUUAUGUCUAUUUUUAAGACUAUUGCAAAUUGAAUAUGUUUUUAAGGUUUAGAUCAAUGUAUCCAAGGAGAAAAAAAAGAGAAAGAGAUAUUUUUAAUCUAGUCAAAAAAAAUAAAAAAAAUUCAAUAAGUCUUUAUAUUCACAAAAAAAGGAGAGCAAGUCGAUUGGAACAUUAAGGAUAGACAAAACUACAUUUUUAUCAUUUUCUUUGAUGAAUGCAUAGACAAAAUAAUUUCAACAUUUUACAUAUUCAUAAGUGCACAAACAGAUAUCCUUUUAUCCUUAGCCGUGUCUGUAAGCUAUACCCUUCUAUUACAUUAUAAAACAAGCCUCAAUUGUUAAGAUAAUAUUACAGAAUUAGAGAUAGCAGGAGCGAGGGGAGAAAGGGCGGGACGAGGAGAUGUAAAAGCGAGCAAAGUGGUUAAAGUAGGCUCUUCGAAAAAUUUAUCCAUUUUGUAUCAAAAUAAAGGAUCAUAAAAUAAUUCUGUACCUAAUAUAAAUAAUAAAUAAAGAGAUAAGAAAGAGCAAAUUUCAAUCUUGGGAGAAAAAAUAACAGACAAAGAGAUAGGGAACCUCGUUAAUUACAAUUUUGACACAAGAUCGUAUUGCAUUACUUGUUUUCAACAAGCUUUUUUUUUCAUUCAGUAGGCCCAGCCUCUUUCGAUCACGAAUAGCUUUUUAGUAUUAACGGAAUGUUUGUCGGUACUGUGCAGGCCGAAAGGUCCAUAAACACAUAAUUGUACCAAUUCUGUUAAUUGCACGUCUAAUAAAGACAGAAAAGCCUAAACGUUAGCACUACUCUCCAGCUUUUGUAUUAACUAAAUAGAAUAUCAACCGAACUCAUUGAGAAACCGUUGAGGAAUAUGGCGAACAAAUGUUGUCGAAGAUGUGGAAUAUGCUUAAGCUAUAUUCCCGUUCUGCCAUUCAUAUUAUGGAUGUUUGGAUUCGUUUGCCUAAUCUGUUGGGUAACUGUAUAUCACAUUGGCCUGAGUGAUUAUGAAAAAUUCGUUCAAAAUAUGUCAUCCUAUUUGAAUAUCUAUUCUGAGAAUUAUACAUCUGAGCAAUUUGGGUAUGUUAAAUUGACAGUUUAUUGUCUACUCUUCUUUUCCGCUGUAUGGAUCACAUUUUACCUAAUUAUGGCAGGAUUUGCAAAGAAUAAUGUAGUUCAGAAUGCAUUUGGAACGAAAAAUAAAAACGUUUGUGGCCGUGUUGCUAAUAUAUGGUUGGGAACUUUUACAUUCAUUCUCCUAUUGAUGUGGUUAUGUACAUUAUUCUUUAAUGGUGUGGUCUAUUUAUUGAUAAUCGCUGGAGAACCAUUGAUCAGAAACGGAACACUAGGACAAGGCGGAACUAAAUUCUUAAAUUCGCCUCAAGGGAUAGAGCUAAUGAAAACAGCCGAUAAUUUAGAGGUUAUUCAUGCUAUAGCUUUAGCAUCCGUUGGUGGUUUCUUUUUUACAAUGAUAUUCACUUUGAUGGGGGUUGCCGCCCAAUACGUUCAAAUCAAAACAGCAAUAAAUUCCGGAUACUCUUUUCCAAACGAAGAAGAGAGAACGAAAUUGUAAAUUUAUAGACAAAAGAACGCAUAAUUAAUACAACAAAAGCAAUUAUAAAUAUAUUAGUAUAUAUGUAUAAUUACUGAAAAUUUUUUUUAGAAUUGCUGUGUUUUGCUAUUGAAAAAAAAAAUUCUUUCAUAUUAAUUUUUUUUCUUUAAAAAAACAAAAUUAAACUAAUUAAUAAGCUUUUUUUUAUGUAAUUAUUUAUUUCUUUCAAUACGCUUAAAACUGUCAAGAUAUCGUAUUUUUCUCUUCCUUUUUGAAACCUCGACUAUUUUUUUUGUGUUACUUAAAAAAAGAAAAAUACUUAGCAUUUUAACAAUGAUCACAUCUAUAUUUGAAGACCUUAUCCUUGAAAAGAGAUACGUGUAUACGUGUGUAUGUAUAAAGGAAAGGUGCUAUGUAUGUUUAUUUUGGAAAACCUUAUUUAUUUUUUAUAUUUAAUAAAUAUUUCCUAGAAAAAGAGAA
Molecule: messenger RNA, 3563 nt
Organism: Dimorphilus gyrociliatus
Lineage: Eukaryota; Metazoa; Annelida; Polychaeta; Dinophilidae
Source: the annotation of a GenBank genome assembly